AUGGAACCUGCUCAGGCUAAUCUGCGUGCCUGCAUUGUUGUCGCUCUGGCCACCAGCGCCUUCGCUGGUCACGUUGGCCACCUUGCUGGCGGCUACGCCCUCGCCAGCAACCUCGGCUAUGGCCUUGGCUACGGCAGCCUCGGCUAUUCCGGUCUUGGCUAUGGUGGGCUUGGUCUCUCCCACUACGGUCUUUCCCACGGAGUCGGCUACUCUGGCCUGACCGGCUUUGGUGCUGGCUAUGGAUACGGAUACGCCCCAGCUGCUAGCUACGCCGUCCACGCUGCUCCUGCUGUUACCGCUGUCCACGCUGCUCCAGCUGUUGCCACCAUCCACGCUGCUCCAGCCGUGACCGCUGUUCACGCUGCUCCAGCCGUUACUGCUGUCCACGCUGCUCCAGCUGUUGCAACCUAUGCCGCUGCUCCAGCAGUCACCAGGGUGGUACAGUCGGCUCCUGUCGUUGCUGCUGCCCCAGCCGUCACCUAUGCCGCUGCCCCAGCUGUCACCAGGGUUGUGCAGCAGACCGCUCACGUUGUCGCUGCUGCCCCAGCCGUGCACCGCUGUCCAUGCUGCUCCAGCUGUCGCUACCGUCCACGCUGCUCCAGCUGUCGCUGCCAGUCCACGCUGCCCCAGCUGUCGCUACCGUCGCCCACGCUGCCCCAGCCGUUGCCACCUACAGCGUCGCCCACGCCGCCCCAGCUAUCGCUACCUACGGCAUUGCCCACGCCACCCCAGGCCUACUACGGCUAUGGCGUUGGCUCUCUCGGCUACGGUGCUGGAAGCUACGGUUACGGCCAUGGUCUCCUCGGCUACGGCCUGAACUACGGCUACUGGUCUUGGCUCUCCACUGAACUACGCCACCCUCCUCCGCAAGAAGAAGUAAAUUUGCAUCUUCUCCAUCAUCAAAUCGUACCGAAUGUGGAAAGAAGUGGAGCAGCUUGGGCCGGGGUUUCAAUCAAGUAUAUUGGUUGUGGCCGUCCAAUAAACUGUUCCGUCCAAAAUGUUGUUCAGUUUCUCUGUGCUCUAUCGCAUUUACUGCGUGCCUGCAUUGUGCUUGCCCUGGCCAUCAGUGCCGUUCAUAGUCACCCUGUUGGUAGCUAUACCCUAGCCAGCAACCUCGGCUAUGGUCUCGGCUACGGCAACCUCGGCUACGCUGGUCUUGGCUAUGGUGGUCUUGGUCUCUCUCAUUACGGUCUCUCCCACGGAGUUGGUUACUCUGGAUUGACCGGCUACGGUGUUGGUUAUGGAUACGGAUAUGCCCCAGCUGCUAGCUACGCCGUCCAUGCUGCUCCUGCUGUUGCCACCGUCCACGCUGCUCCAGCUGUUACCGCCGUCCACGCUGCUCCAGCCGUGACUGCUGUACACGCUGCUCCAGCCGUUACUGCUGUCCACGCCGCUCCAGCUGUUGCAACCUACGCCGCUGCUCCAGCAGUCACCAGGGUGGUACAGUCAGCUCCUGUCGUUGCUGCAGCCCCAGCCGUCACUUACGCUGCUGCCCCAGCUGUCACCAGGGUUGUUCAGUCGGCUCCAGUUGUCGCCACUGCCCCAGCUGUCACUCGUGUCGCCUACAGCGCCCCAGCUGUCACCAGGGUUGUCCAACAGACCGCUCACGUUGUCGCCGCUGCCCCAGCUGUCGCCACCUACGCCGCUGCCCCAGCCGUGACCGCUGUUCACGCUGCUCCAGCCGUUGCUGCCGUCCACGCCGCCCCAGCUGUCGCUACCGUCGCCCACGCUGCCCCAGCUGUCGCCACUUACAGCGUCGCCCAUGCCGCCCCAGCCCUCGCUACCUACGGCGUUGCUCAUGCCGCCCCAGCCUACUACGGCUAUGGCGUUGGCUCGCUCGGCUAUGGAGUUGGCAGCUACGGUUACGGACAUGGUCUCCUCGGCUACGGCCUCAACUACGGAUAUGGUCUUGGCUCUCCACUGAACUACGCCACCCUCCUCCGCAAGAAGAAGUAAAUUUGCAUCUUCCCUACCAUCUGAUUCUACCGAAUGUGGAAUGCAACGGAGCAGCUUGUUUCGACGUUUC
This is a messenger RNA of Rhipicephalus microplus (southern cattle tick), 2026 nucleotides long. RefSeq lists its product as uncharacterized. The record is from RefSeq and is a predicted model, not a curated record. Lineage: Eukaryota; Metazoa; Arthropoda; Arachnida; Ixodida; Ixodidae.